AUGGAAACGUCCGCCGAUCCGAAUGGCUAUGCGGUCGAUAAUGUGGCGCACGGUGAACAGGCGGUGUUUGGUGUGGCGAAUGAUGACGGUUCAUAUCGCGACGAGACGUAUGGCGAGAAGGUGGUUGGUGAAGCGGACAAAGGCGAAGCGGACGGAGGCGAAGCGGAUGAAGGGGAAGUGGACGAAGGGGAAGCGGACGAAGGGGAAGCGGACGACGGCGAAGCGGACGAAGGCGAAUCGGACGAAGACGAAGCGGGCGAAGGCGAAUCGGACGAAGGCGAAGUGGACGAAAGGGAAGCGCACGAAGGCGACGCGGACGAAGGCGAAGCGGACGAAGGGGAAGCGAACGAAGGCGAAGCGGACGAAGGCAAAGCGGACGAAGGCGAAGCGGACGAAGGCAAGGAUGGGGAAGGCGAGAAGGGGGAAGGUGAAGGGGCGGAAGGCGGAGAGGCGGAAGGCGUAGGAGCUGUUGGCGAGGAGGCGGAAGGCGAAGGGGCGGAAGGUGGGGAGUGGGAUGGCGAAGAGGGGGAAGGCGAGGGGGAAGGCGAAGAGGGGGAAGGCGAGGAGGGGGAAGGCGAAGAGGGGGAAGGCGAGGAGGGGGAAGGCGAAGAGGGGGAAGGCGAGGAGGGGGAAGGCGAAGAGGGGGAAGGCGAGGAGGGGGAAGGCGAAGAGGGGGAAGGCGAGGAGGGGGAAGGCGAGGAGGGGGGAGGCGAAGAGGGGGAAGGCGAAGAGGGGGAAGGCGAAGAGGGGGAAGGCGAAGAGGGGGAAAGCGUAGGGGUUGUAGAUGGGGCUGGAGAGGAGGCGGAAGGCGAGCAGGCGGAAGGAGAGGAGGCAGAUGGGGUCCAGGCAGAUGGCGACAAUGUGGGCGAAGACUUGUCCGAUUACUCCAAUUUUAGUGCAGAGGAGAGAACUAAUGGGCGGUGGACACGCGUACAAGCACUCAGCCGCGGGUCGGCGCUGGAUGAGGAUGAAGAAGCUGCACGAGUGGUGAAGAAAGGGCGGUUUAUGAUUCUGGGGGCCACACCGGAUGAUACGCAACAAAUUCUGGUAUGGGUCCGCCAACCACCAUCGAGCGAUUCAACCUUGGGGGGGGGAGGGGGGAAGCUGCCCCAGCUACAGGUCACCCUGCGGGCAAGUACUAGUGCGAUGCAAGUGGGAGCAGCAGCAGCUCUUGCGGGUAUGACUGUUGCAAGGGUAGGAGGAGCAGCGUCAACGGGAGGGAGGGUGGGAGCAGCAGCAGCAUCAACUGGGGUGAGGGUGGGAGCAGCAGCAGCGUCAACGGGAGGGAGGGUGGGAUCAGCAGCAGCAUCAACUGGGGUGAGGGUGGGAGGAGCAGCAGCGGCAUUGACUGAAGGGAGGGUGGGAGCAGCAGCGGCAUCGACUAGAGGGAGGGUGGGAGGAGCAGCAGCAUCGACUGGAUGGAGGGUGGGAGCAGCAGCGGCAUCAACUGGAGGGAGGGUGGGAGCAGCAGCGGCAUCGACUGGAGGGAGGGUGGGAGGAGCAGCGGCAUCAACUGGAGGGAGGGUGGGAGCUGCAGCGGCAUCAACUGGAGGGAGGGUGGGAGCUGUAGCGGCAUCAACUGGAGGGAGGGUGGGAGGAGCAGCGGCAUCGACUAGAGGGAGGGUGGGAGGAGCAACGGCAUCGACUGGAGGGAGGGUGGGAGGAGCAGCGGCAUCGACUGGAGAGAGGGUGGGAGCAGCAGCGGCAUCGACUGGAGGGAGGGUGGGAGGAGCAGCGGCAUCGACUGGAGGGAGGGUGGGAGGAGCAGCGGCAUCGACUGGAGGGAGGGUGGGAGAAGCAGCGGCAUCGACUGGAGGGAGGGUGGGAGGAGCAGCGGCAUCGACAGGAGGGAGGGUGGGAGGAGCAGCGGCAUCGACCGGAGGGAGGGUGGGAGGAGCAGCGGCAUCGACUGGAGGGAGGGUGGGAGGAGCAGCGGCAUCGACUGGAGGGAGGGUGGGAGCAGCAGCAGCAUCUACUGGAGUUUUCAGGUCCAGGGGUACCACUACUUCUUCCCACCAGCUCUGUUCCCCGUUGAUUUGCCACUCCUGCUCUCUCCCUUCCUGUGCGCUCCUCUCCUGCUCUGUCCCCUCCAGUGCUCUCCCUUCCUGCCUUGUCUCGCUGCUCCUCUGCACUCACCAUGCCAUGCCCCGUAGUGCAUGCAGCAAUACCCGGUGUGCAAUUGGCAAAAUACUCCGUCGAUUGGUUCUAACUGCAUUGGGGCGGGAGAAAAACAAGGGGAAGGUGAUGUCCCUCCCGGCGGAGUUGGAUCGUCCGGCGGUGUAUCGGAACGAUGCCGAACUGGUCCGGGACAACAUGACUGGUGAGCUCCUAACCCUUGCUCUCUCCCCCCCUCCUCUGUCACAUGCUCUCUCCCCCCCUCCUCUGUCACAUGCUCUCUCCCCCCCUCCUCUGUCACAUGCUCUCUCCCCCCCUCCUCUGUCACGUGCUCUCUCUCCCCCUCCUCUGUCACAUGCUCUCUCCCCCCCUCCUCUGUCACAUGCUCUCUCCCCCCCUCCUCUGUCACAUGCUCUCUCCCCCCCUCCUCUGUCACAUGCUCUCUCCCCCCCUCCUCUGUUACAUGCUCUCUCCCCCCCUCCUCUGUCACAUGCUCUCUCCCCUCCUCUAUGA
Closterium sp. NIES-65 is the source of this 2628-nucleotide messenger RNA. Lineage: Eukaryota; Viridiplantae; Streptophyta; Zygnematophyceae; Desmidiales; Closteriaceae. The record is from the annotation of a GenBank genome assembly.